Messenger RNA from Python bivittatus (Burmese python), 2540 nucleotides. RefSeq names its product sulfotransferase family 2A member 1 (gene SULT2A1). Lineage: Eukaryota; Metazoa; Chordata; Lepidosauria; Squamata; Pythonidae. Gene Ontology annotation, molecular function: sulfotransferase activity. The record is from RefSeq and is a predicted model, not a curated record.
UGAAGCUGCUUCCUUUGAUAAGUCUCUUGGUAUGGCAGUUUCUCCCUCCACAUCCCAGGAAGAGACAUUUUAUACAGCUCUGACUUUCUGGUGAUACCAGGCACACUGCAGCCUUUGGAAUCGGAAAACAGUAAGGAAAAUGUGCGCUCCCUGGCUGAAGACAAAGUUGCCCACCACUGCCAUAAGAGCCAUCUGCCUCAACUGGAUAUUCUAAAUCCCCCUCUUGACUUCCAUUUUUCACUUUAAAAAGGAGAUGGCUUCCCGAUGCAUUGAAUAUAAGGGGAUAACAUUUCCCCCUGGAUAUAAUUCUGUGGAGAGCCUUUGCUUUGCUGAAGAGAAGUUUCAAGUGCGAGAUGAUGAUAUCUUUAAUGUCACAUACCCAAAGUCUGGAACAGUGUGGAUGACUGAGAUUCUAAGCUUGAUUCUCAAUGGAGGUAACCCAACCUGGAAUCAAAAUGUCCUCAAUUCCCUUCGAGCUCCCUGGUUCACAACCUGCCUUGGCCUGGAGACAGCACAUAACCUACCAUCUCCUCGUCUGCUCACCUGCCAUCUCCCCAUCCAGAUGUUCCCCAAAGCUUUCUUCAGCUCCAAAGCCAAGGUGAUAUACACAUUGCGAGACCCCCGAGAUGUGCUUGUUUCCUACUAUCAUUUCUCCAAGAUGUGUGUCCCUUUUGGGGAUCCUCUAUCCUUUGACCACUUCUUUGUGAAUUUCCUGAAUGGGAAUGUACUAUUUGGAUCCUGGUUUGAUCACAUUACAGGCUGGAUGGAGCAGAAAGGAAAACUCAGUAUCUUCUUCAUUAGCUAUGAAGAAAUGAAACAGGAUCUACGUGGCAGUGUGGAACACCUUUGCCAUUUCCUGGGGAAGAACCUGGAUAAGGCAGCUGUCACCUCAGUGAUGGAAAAUGCCUCCUUUGAAGCCAUGAGGAAGAACAACAUGUGCAACUCAACAAUGCUCCCUAAGGAUGUUAUGGACCAAGAGAAGGGGACCUUCCUCAGGAAGGGUAUUUGUGGAGACUGGAAGUCUCAUUUUACCGUGGCACAGUCUGAAUCCUUUGACAAGGUUUACCAGGAAAAGAUGCAGAGUCUAGGAGGAAUCUUCCCCUGGGAGCAAGUUAGAAUGGAAAGCAACUCUGGAAGAAGCCUUAAUUCCUGAACUUAAACAUGCUGGAGCUUACCACCUACUAUGUCAAGAUGUUUUCUCUCAUCCUGAUGGCUUGUUGCUGCUGUAGUGACUCAGAAGAGUAAGGAAAAGCAGUUUAAGUACGCUCAGAGGAACAGGUAGUUCAGGGAACUGAAUGUGAAGGACACAACGAUGCACAUGACACAUCCUUGUGAAGGCAUUUACCACAGCAGCCUUGCUGGGGCUAAACAGAGCAUAGCGCAGUCAGUACCCGGCCAGAUUUUCAGCUUGUAGGCUGCCCUGGAUUCCACUGCAGGAAAAAAAAAUUGGAUCUAUUUUUUUUCCCCUUUCUAAACAAAUGUUAUUAAAGCAAGCAGUGAAUAGCAAGUGGAAAUAUGAAUACAGUAAACAUCCAAAGUGCAGAGUAAGUAAAAUUAACUCAUCCUCUUGAAGGGGAAGGCAAGCAAAAGAAAAACAACCACAAAAAUUUUAGUGCACAUUAGAUUGCUACAACCCCUCAUGACAGCAAUCAUAUUUAGGUCCUGACAAUGUGAUUUUCAUAGACCCUGUUAUUCAUACUGCUUGCAGAAACAGCUUCUUCCUUAUUCCUUAAGAUGAAGGGAAGAAUGGAUGUAAGUGGCACCAGUCCAGAGGGAUGGAGGUGACAGGGACCAGGGGAACCAAUGUUUUUUAAGGGGAGCCAGGGCAAAAGCUUCUACGUACAGAAGGGGCUACAUGUCACUGGCAGGAAAUGAGUGGACAGACAACGGAGGCUGUAGGAGGGGGGAAGGGGAGGCUAGGAGGCCCAACUGGGUUGGCAAAAAGCUGACUUUAUCUCACUGUCUGACUUCCCUGGCUAUAAGAUUUUAAUGAAAAAAAAAUAGUCCUUAAACUUAUUUGUUCUUCUGGCUGAAAAUCUGGAAGCUGAUGAAAGCAAAGUCAUUUGACUUUCUCUGCAACUGCCAGCUUCUCGAGUAUAAAAAUCCUUAUUCCACCCUAUCCUUCUUUCAUUUCGGGCUUAGCCCAGCUGGAACCAAAUAGGCUGGAAAGUUUAGUUAGUUUGCUUUUUAAUUUUUUUUCCUGGAAUCCAAACAGAGGCUAAAAGAAAAACCUUGAAGAAAGUAGCCCCUCCCUCCUAUUGACAUAUGAAGUAUUGCUGAAACAGGGUUGGUCUAUAUGAAUGUCUGUGUGUGGCCCGCAGUUAAUUUCUAGAAAUUGGGGAACAAAACGAAUUUAGAACUCCUAGCAUUUAUCCCAUAGCUAUGUAGGUUAUUGUGGUUCUGGACUGACAAAGAAAAACUAUUUUACUCACAGAUCGGACAGGUUAAAAAGAUUAAAAACUGCUGCAGAAGUUAAUUCACUUUAUUGGAUAACAAUCGCUUAACAGAAAUAAAUCACCUAGAAGCACUUUGGAAUUUUA